Messenger RNA from Andrographis paniculata, 1680 nucleotides. Its product is annotated as beta-glucuronosyltransferase GlcAT14B-like. NCBI's taxonomy places the organism in Eukaryota, Viridiplantae, Streptophyta, Magnoliopsida, Lamiales, Acanthaceae. The transcript has 4 exons. Gene Ontology annotation, cellular component: membrane. Gene Ontology annotation, molecular function: glucuronosyltransferase activity. The record is from RefSeq and is a predicted model, not a curated record. Bases 298 to 1536 code for a protein of 412 amino acids.
CACUCACACACACACACACACUUACUGAUGACUACUCUCUUCUCCUAUUUACGCAUAGACGUACCACUUCUCUCUUUCCCUCACAUUUUGGCAACCGACAUACUCGAUCUCCAUUUUUACAAAUCUCAGACAGUCGGAGCAUUUCUUGUCGGUGGAGCUCAUCUUUCCGAUCUCCCUCUCUCUUUAUUUCCAUUCUCUCUCUCUCUCUCUCUCAAAACAAAUAAAUGAAUUAAUUCUGCUCUGCAACUCCAACUUCCGAUCAAUCAAUCAAACAAACAAACAACAGUCAGUUUUCCGAUGGGCUACGCCGCCCCCGCCGCGGCGGAGAAGCGGUGGAUCUUCCCACUCGCAAUAACCUCCCUGGCAUUCAUUUUCCUGAUCGCCACUUCCUUCAACGUCGGCCUCGUUUUCUCACUCCACACCAUCCUCUCCAUAUUCUCCGCCCCGGCCGCCGCCCCUCCGCCCCGUCCCGCCGCCGCUCCGCCGGCGCCGGCGCCGCCGAAGCUGGCGUACCUGAUAUCUGGAUCGAAGGGGGACCUGGAGAAGCUCUGGCGGGCGCUGCACGCCCUGUACCAUCCACAGAACUACUACGUCGUCCACCUGGACCUCGAGUCCCUGCCGGAGGAGAGGUCGGAGCUCGUGCGCCGCAUCACGAGUCACGCCGUUCUCACAAAGCUUGGAAAUGUUGUUGUUAAUAACAAGUCGAAUAUGGUUACGUAUAGAGGCCCGACAAUGGUGUCGAACACGCUCCACGCUUGCGCGAUUCUUCUCAAACGAUUCCCCGAUUGGGAUUGGUUCAUCAACCUUAGCGCAUCGGAUUACCCAUUGAUGACUCAAGAUGAUCUUCUCCACGUGUUUUCGGGUUUGAAGCGCGAGCUGAAUUUCAUCGAGCAUACGAGCGAUUUAGGAUGGAAAGCGCGCCAUCGGGGAAUGCCAUUGAUAUUCGACCCUGGGCUAUCCCAAACGACAAAGUCGGACUUACUAUGGGUUGUCGAACAACAAAGAGAUCUUCCCACCGCGUUCAAGUUGUUCACCGGUUCAGCUUGGAUGGUCUUGUCCCGGCCAUUCGUCGAAUACUGCAUAUGGGGUUGGGACAAUCUCCCGCGAACGCUACUCAUGUACUACACCAACUUCGUCUCAUCGCCCGAGCAUUACUUCCAGACGCUUGUCUGCAACGCCCCCGAGUUUGCGCCAACGCUCGUCAACCACGACAUGCACUACAUCUCAUGGGACGACCCACCGCAGCAGCACCCACACACCCUCAGCCUCAACCACACGGCAGCCAUGGUCGACAGUGGCGCAGCCUUCGCUCGUAAGUUCAAGCAGGAUACUCCUGUCUUGGACUGGAUAGACAGGGAAUUACUCGGGAGAAGAAACGGGAGCUUCACGCCAGGAGGGUGGUGCGCCGGCAAGCCCCGCUGCUCAAAGGUGGGCAAACGGGCCAAGCUCCGGCCGGGCCCGGGUGCCAAGAGACUUCAAAAACUUAUAGAUAAGAUGGUUUUUUCAGCUGAAUUUAGGCAACAACAAUGCAAGUAGAAAUCAUAUGAUGAAAUGGAAUACUGUGUAUGUAUAUGUCUAUCAAAGUUACCUGUUUUUUUUCCCCUUAAUAUCUAUGAAAGUCUCAAGUACAAGGUUGAACUCAGAGGUCUAUUUGCUAAAUUUUGAACCAUUGAAUUCUAA